CUGCUCGAGGGGCGUCGAGCCUGCCUCAGCACUGAGUCCCACUGAGAGGAAUGCAUCCCGAAAGCUUCCCAAUGGCCUCCUUUCCUCUCUUUCACAACUCCUUGUUGAAAAGAAAAGCAUUACUUCGUCCUCUUUGAUAUUGAAAUGAUCAGGAAAAUGAGGAGAUUGGAAAGGAAGCCAUGUUCGAUUGUUGGAGCUGACUCCUAUAUGUCAGCACAUGGUGUCAAUAAUGUUCUGCUUUGAUUUGACCCCUGACCUCUAACACUGACCCCUCUUGCCUGACCUCCACCGGACUCUCAACACAGCGAAGUGACCCAAGAAGUAAUCAAUCAGACUCUGUAGGACCCAGGUACACAAGUUCCAAUUGCUUUGAGAUGAGCUGUGCUGCUGGGUUGCACGCUGUGUUUGCAGACGCCUGCUAGCAACAUCCCAGAAUGACCUUGGAACUGAGCACUUCUUCAAGUUCAACCUAAUUCUGAUACAAAUCACCCAGAAACAAUUGAGUGCUGAUGUGCAUUCGGGAGCAACAGAUGACAACAUAUCACCUCAACAGCAUCCUCUUGAAACAAAGUCUGAUAUCAAAUUAACACCGAUUUUAGAUUUGACAGAUAUCUUGCAGUUUAAAGAAUAGUUUGACAUUUUGGGAAACACACUAUCUGGCUUUCUUGUGGAGAGUUGAUUCUACAUGAAUGUCUGUAAGUUAAAUAUGAAGCUACAGCCUGUUAGCUUAGUUUAGCUUCGACUUGAAACAGGCUGGCUGGAGCUUCGUGUUCACUGUAUCAAUCUUCUCAUCUCACGCUCGGCAAGAAAGUCAACAUGUUCCCCAAAAUGUCAAACUAUCCUUUUAACUUCCUUUAAACUGAGAUUACAGCUACAGCCAGCAGUCCAACCAAAGCGGAAAAACACAUUGUCCAACAUAUAGAUCUGCUUAUUUACGGCUCUCGACUCACCUCGGCUGUAAUAAUGUAUCUGAAACUCGAUCCAGUCAACUGUAAAACAUUUUUGUAAUUGCAAAAUCUGAAAAAUGUCAAAUAUCUAUCAACUGUAUCACAUGCAUGUUGGUGCCGCGUGCUCCUCCAUUUCUCAUCCCGAGUGUGACGUUGCAUCAGAAACGCUGCUCGGGAUAACAUCCAUCACAGCAGCUGUUGAAGGGCACGUUGAGGCUUCGAUAGCUUGAACAGAACCGCUUCCCGCGUAUUAAGGCCUCAAGAUGCAUCACUGUGUACACAACCAUCAAACACUCACGGCCUCACGUCGAGGAUGGAAGCGUCUUCACUGUAGGACGGCCACAGCGCAGGAGUUUGUCGUUUUGACCCUCUGCGCUUUGUUAAAAAGGCCCAACAGGCUCCGGUCCACAGGAGGACCCAGAGUCCAGGGGCUGAACGCUUUGGCCUUCAACUCGGGUUCAGACGGUCAGUUCUGACGCGUCUUUAUGUGAAACCUUGGUAAGAACUGGAAAAUAGACCUUUUCUCCUUCUGUCCAAAAAGCAGAUUUAUUCAGCUUAAUAUGAAUAUCUCUCUGAGGGCCACUAGAAGUGCACCUUUAGUUUAGGUAUCGCUCUCAUGAGGACUCAUGAAAGUGUCCAGCUUGAGAUGAAUUACUGAAGUUUAAUACAAAUUUAGAUGAAUUACUGAAGUUUAAUACAAAUUGCCAUAAUGUAAUAGUGAAUCUCUUCUUGGACUUGCACACAUUGGUGGUGCAAAGCCUGCCAUAAAGGAGGGUUUCUGUUUGGAAAGAAGGAGAAAUGGAAACAUUUGGGGCUGUUUUAAGUGUAAACGGCUCCGGGCGCACACAGCGAGCGUCGUUCCAUCUCACAUGUCUAUUUUUACAUUGAAACAAAAAGGAUGUUUUGGCAGGUAACGAUUCUGAAGCCGUCCUUUAUGACUGAAAUUUCAGGUGGAUGCUUUUGUUUGAGGCUCUGGAGGCUAAAGCUCCUGUAUGCUGUCACUGGUUGAGUCACAGCACCUUAAAAGUAGGAGACGAGAAACGGUGAAUGUUGUGAACGUUGCUUUUGUUUUCAAACACAAAACAUGAAGUGAUGCUGCACAGGCAGUACUGUUUUUACUUUCUCCCUAGACAACAGCUCAAGUGGAGGAGCGUGCUGCGUGUAUGAGUGGCUGGAGCCGUGAUAAUAUGUCCAAUCUUAAAAGUAACACAUUCUGCUCCAACAACCGCUGAGCCCAAAACCAGUACUAGGGGGCCACCUGCUGGUAAAGGCAGAGAAACGUGUCUCUGCGCUGCGUUGUUGCCAGUAUAUUGAAAUAUUGACAAAAAAGGUCAACAGGGAAACAUUUGGUCCAUUUUAGUAACAUAAAGGUCAAACAAUCCAAGACUGAAGAAUAAGUUGAGGAGCAUUUAAAGGACACAUGAUUACAAUGGCAAGGCAGAAUUUACCCUAAACUUAAUUUGUCAGAUUUCAUGAGGCAUCAAAAUAAAACGUAAUGUUUCUAAUAGCAGGCUUCCUGUUUUCAUGGAGGUGCUGCUGCAGGCUCACGUGUCAAUGCAACAGGUCCAACAGCUGUUUGUUUAAUGGACCUCUUAAGUGAGGAGCUUGUUUAUGAAAGCUGCAACUUUGUUUACGGCGUCCCAGGCAAACGCUCGGCUCGUUGCCACGCAGCCAAAAGCUUAGGAUGCGGUUGAAAGAAGAUACUCGUGUCUCGUUCCCUUCCCCCACUGAGCAGAAUUGAUGUUAAACUGAUGUAAAAUUGUUGCAGCAUUUUGGGAUUAAUGUGUUUUGCUUUCCCUUCGCUCACGAUGCCCACUACCACCUCUGCCUUCACUCACGCCCUCAACUACAUCACCCACAUGUCCCACUUAGACUCAGACUGCCUCUCCAGCCCCUCCCGCCACUGCCUCAGCCUCUCCGACGGGUCGGAGGACCAGCUGGACCGCCUCCAGCAGGUGGAGCUGGCCAGGAUGACCCCCAUGUCCCAGUGGAGGGCUGGCACUGUGCAGGCCUGGCUGGAGGUUGUCAUGGCAAUGCCAAUGUACAUCCGCACCUGCACAGAAAAUGUCAAGAGUGGAAAGGUUUUACUUGGACUAACCGAUGAAGACCUGGAGCUGGGUUUAGGUGUCAGCAGUGUGAUGCAUCGCCGGAAACUGCGCCUGGCCAUUGAGGAUUACAGAGAUGCUGAGAACGGUAGAGGGCUGUCCAAGGCUGCCGGCAUGGACCACCACUGGGUGGCCAAGGCCUGGCUGAGUGACGUGGGCUUGCCUCAGUACUCGCAGGCCUUCCACAACCACUUGGUCGACGGCCGUCUGCUGAACUCCCUGACACGUCGCGACCUUGAACGCCACCUCAACAUCACCAAGAAGAUCCACCAGGUCAGCUUGCUGCUGGGCAUCGAACUGCUGCACUUACUCAGCUUCGACAAGGAGGCACUGCAGGCCCGUCGGAUACAGUGUGAGCACCAGAACGUGGAUCCGUUGGUGUGGACCGCUCACCGGGUCGUGAAGUGGAUCAAAGACAUUGACCUGAAGGAGUUUGCUGAAAGUUUUCUAAGCAGCGGCGUUCAUGGCGCCGUCAUGGUGCUCGACCCCACUUUUAACACCGACGCCAUGGCAACAGCACUGGGGAUCCCGAGCAACAAGCACAUGGUUCGCCGACACCUCGUUGAGGAGAUGAAGACCUUGAUCAGCCCCGCCAGGACAGAUGCCAAGCAGGACUAUGAGCACCUCAGCCUGGGAACUCCACCAGCCCUCGUCCGCCAGGACUCCCUUGGCAGACGGCCCAGCUCCACCGGGCGGCACACUGAUGACGAAGGCCCGCUGAGGAGGAGGGCUGUGAAGCCUCCCACAGGGUUCAGCCCCAAAGCCCGCAAUGGGCGAGACCUGAGUUGCCAUAGCAGCUACGGCUCCCUGCCUCGGGAAGGCCGAGACCAGACUCCGCCCAGAGCUGAGGGAAGCCCGCUCCACGGUUACACCAGCAUCGAGGUCACCAACGUGUGAGGUCAUCGCAGUGGGACGAAACACCAGUUCUCAGCUUCAUCACAACUACAGCUACGCUCUGGACGUUUGUCAUGUGAACCCGAACAUGAGAUGGUUAUUUUCUCUAAAGACGAGGACUAAAAGGACAGAUUGCACUUUUUAAAAUGAGACAGGAUUGUUCUUUUUUUUUUACAAGUCUCCUGUUUUUAGAAGGUUUUCAUUGUGCGCAGUUGGCAUUUUGAUGUUUUAGAGGGCAGUGAUUUCUCUCCUCUGUAUCAAAAGAUGCAGGUCGCAAGCUAAAUGAUUAUUUUUCUAUUUGUUUGUGUGUAGAAGGUUCUUUAUGAAUCAAUAUUUGACUUGGCAAUUUGUUUUUGUUGACUUGCUAUUCACUGUUUCUCUGAGGGACAUUCGAUUUUUUUGUAUAAUACUUGAAGACAAAAUGGAAAAGGUUUCAUAUUAAUGUAAAUUGUUCUUGUUUCAUUCAGUUCUGCUGGUUGUGAUGCCUUGUCAGUGUAGCUGAGGACAGUGGACAAAAAAAAACUUGAAUUGAAUUUUAAAUUCUUGAGUUUAUGUUUGAGAGACAUUUUUUCAUCUUGCACAUUUACACAGUCGUGUCUAAACAGAUGUAGCACCCUCUUCUGAUGUGUUAUACUGUGAAGUACAUGUGGGAUAACAUAUUUUAACUAUGGCAACAAAAGAUGACUGCAGAGCUGUAUGUCCAUAGAGGCCUCGUGCUGGAAGGUGUGAGGAUGCACAUAUGUAAAAAAAAAAAAAACAAUUUUAAGAUAAAUAAAGAUGACGUCUUACAUUUUAUAGUCCUGUGCGCCCAUCUUCAGCAGAAAGUUUAAUGAAACAUAUGUGUUUUUUAACAAUAACUAAGCAAAAUGACUACAUGUAAUGUGAAGGGGAUUUCUAACAAUUACAAACUUACAGAGCGAUGUCAGCGAGUGAGAGAAGUUUUUUUUUCUCAACCGUUGAUGAAGGCCAAACAAGAGCUAUAGAAGAAGAGUGAACAUUUGACUUAAACUCAUCAGGUACCAGAAGCACAACCCCACAUCGAAACCAAUGUUGCACUGCCGAUGUCGGAGCUGGUCGAAAUAACUACGGCCAUAAUGUAUAAGAUUUGUAUGUCUGUCAGACUGGUUUGGGGCUUUUUUUAUCCCCUGGUGGCCAAAAACAACAAAAAUAAAACCACGCAGGAGUGGUGGUGUAUGAACUGUAUGAACGAGAGGAACUUUGACUGUGAGGAAAUUAUAGAAAUGAUGGAAUUGUAUGAAUAAAGGAGGCAAACCGAUCUCCCUUAUUGGAC
Messenger RNA from Pseudoliparis swirei, 5237 nucleotides. Its product is annotated as kazrin-A-like. The record is from RefSeq and is a predicted model, not a curated record. Lineage: Eukaryota; Metazoa; Chordata; Actinopteri; Perciformes; Liparidae. Gene Ontology annotation, molecular function: protein binding. The transcript is spliced from 7 exons. Bases 2729 to 3949 code for a protein of 406 amino acids.